Molecule: messenger RNA, 2065 nt
Organism: Macroventuria anomochaeta
Lineage: Eukaryota; Fungi; Ascomycota; Dothideomycetes; Pleosporales; Didymellaceae
Exons: 2
Coding region: 212-2011 (599 amino acids)
Source: RefSeq, a predicted model, not a curated record
CUCUCCCCCCUCCCUACCCACCUUGUCUCGUCCUUCGCCGGCCCCUUGUAUUCUUGAUUGCGACUGCCUCACAACAGCCGACUGAGCACGAAAGCCAUCCGCCCGACCCCAGCACGACAGCCAGAGGACCCUGAACGACUGCCUGCACACUGAGAGCCAGAGAGCCAGAGAGAGAGAGAGAGAGAGAGAGAGAGAGAGAGCACGGCCGGCCAUGAGCGAGUACAGCUAUGCGCCGCGGCGACACCGCGAGCCCGAGUAUGUCACCGAGACGACGUACAUCGAGCGCGGCGGCCGAGGAGCCGGGCCAGUGCGCGACCUCGUCUACCGCCCUGCGCGCGAGGACAGCAUCGAAGACAUCCCGCGCGACUUCCCUCCACCAGGCGCCGAGUACCGUCAGACCAAGUACCGCGAAGAGUAUGCCCCGCGCCGCACCCGCUCGGCGAACCGCGGCUACGACGACGACUACUAUGACGACCGCCGACGCCGCGACCGCUACGACGACCGCGACUCGUAUGCUGGCGACCGCCCCAAGCCCCAGCGCCGCAAGUCUAUCGUCGACAGAGCCAAAGACAUCGGCGAGGCGGCAGGCCUCGGCGGUGUCAUCGGCGCAAUCACUGGCAACCGCUCCCGUUCGCGUUCGCGCUCAAGACACCGACGUCGCGACGACCGCGGCUACGAGAGCGACCGCCGCCACGAUGACUACGACCGCCGCAGCAGCCGGUACGACUCGAGGUCGCGCAGUCGCAGCCGUGGAGGCCGCAAGUCGGAAAAGUGGGAACAGGCCGCCAAAGCCGCCAUAGUAGCCGGUGCCGUCGAGGCCUUCCGCAGCCGCAAUGUCGCUGGCCCCUGGACUGGCGCCAAGGGCCAGCGUGUCGCUACAGCGGCCCUCGGUGCUGCCGGUAUUGAUGGUUUGAUUGACCGCGACCCUGAGAAGCACGAGAAGCGCCAUGUCGCCGAAUCCGCCCUCGGUGGUCUGCUUGCCAACCGCGCCGUCAACGGCUCCCGCUCCCGCUCUCGCGUCCGUCGCGACGAUUCACCCGGGGGUCGAUCCCGCUCGCGCUCCAGGUCCAUCUUCAGCCGUUCGCGCUCUCGUGGCCGCUCUCGCUCCACCUCUCCGCGCAACAGGGACGGAAACCCAAUCGCGAAGAUCGCUGGCACCGGAGCGGUUCUCGCAGCAGGAAAGGCCCUCUACGACCGGGUGCGCUCGAAGUCGCGCGGUCCUGGCGGCCGCUCUCGCUCCCGUUCUCGAUCUCGCUCGCGCAACAGGCGUGACCGCUCGCGUUCGUCCAGUGCAGACAGCUACGUACCCUCGCGCAGGAACCGUCGCUCGUACAGCCGCGGCCGCAGUAUGGAUAAUGGCUACCAGUCGAAUGACCCUUCUCGGGCUAACCCAGAUCGCAGAUUAGCGGCAGCAGGCGCAGGUGCGGGAGCCGGCGCGCUCGCCACCCAGGGAAACAGGAGUCUAGCUUCUCAGCGCGGCGGUGGCAGAGAUGCUUCCAGCGAUUCGUCUAGCACGACGGACAUGGAGGAGCAGCGCAAAAAGCUUCGAGGUAAGGAACUCCUGACCGCGGGCCUCGCUACCGUGGCAACCAUCCACGCGGCACAUGGCGUCUACUCGUCCAUGGUCGCCUCUGAGAAACGGCGCAAGCUCGUCAGCGAAGGCGAAAUGUCGCCCGAAGAAGCUCGGAAACGCAAAUCCAAAAACAUGCUCCAGGACGCAGCUGCCGUCGGCAUCGCUGCCCUCGGUAUCAAGUCUGCGUACAGCGAGUGGAAGGAGAUGAAUGAGCAAAGACACAGCGUGAAAGAGCUGGAGAGCCGCCGACGAAAGAGGAGAAAGCAGAGAGAGCGCCGUGAACGAGAGGCCCGCGAGAAUGCCAUGCAGAACCCACAUAUGAAUGGCGCUAAUAUGUACGCGUACCCUGUAGCUGCGCAACCGUAUCCUACGACCAGCUAUGCGGAUGCGAAUCCUUAUGGCAGCAUGCCGCCGCCGCCCAUGGGGGCGCAGUACUGAUGUUUUCCUUCUGUCACGAACAUGAGUUUUGGAGAUGGCUAUUGUUACGGUGGU